Exophiala xenobiotica is the source of this 936-nucleotide messenger RNA. RefSeq lists its product as uncharacterized. Lineage: Eukaryota; Fungi; Ascomycota; Eurotiomycetes; Chaetothyriales; Herpotrichiellaceae. The record is from RefSeq and is a predicted model, not a curated record. The coding region runs from base 1 to 936 and encodes 311 amino acids. The transcript has a single exon.
AUGGUAUGCUACAGCUGCAAUAUCCUGUACAGUUGGGAAAAGCGGCAGCAAUACCUCUGUGCUAAACGUUUUGACCAUGCGUCCUUCAACCGUGGCGCAUCUUGGUACUUCUGCCAUGGACGCGCCUUCAUCGACCAAAACAUGGUGGAGGCGUUCCUGCGAGGAUUUGCGAAAGGCUCACGAUAUGGCCCGCAGCUCCAUGAACUAAAUCACAACUGCAAGUCCUUUCACGAAGGCGGGGAUAUUGACAAGAGUCUUGACGCUCGGGUUGUCAGGGAAAAGCUUUUGCUUCACGGUGUCUACAAGCUAUCCGUGUCCUUGUCAGCCCAAUCACCUGAUACUCUGACUUCACCGGUCGACAUCAGCCAAAAUGUCCCGGAAGGGCUUGUGCCUGCCAUUGAUAAGUUCAAGACCAUCGGCUGCGCUCACACUGGAGAUUCACUCCCUGUGGUUAUUCUGGAUGCGUAUGAGCUCCGGGUCGGCUGUUCCGACGGUCGCAUGAGAAGCCUGGAUCUAUUGAACUGCGGUCACUGCGCCACCGACCUGCGAGUUCGAGUGGAACUAGAGUGCGGCGGUACGUGCGUCCAAAUUGAAGUAGAGAUAUGGCAGUCUUUCGGAGCUCGGGAGUCUGACAACAGAAACAAGACCGAGGAUGCACAAUUUUAUGACGAGUGCAGGGCUGAGGAGCCCUUCGAUAUCAACCAUCCUCCUGAUCGGAACCUGGAAGAGAUGUUCAAAGCAGGAGUUGAUGAAGAAUGUGACGUGUUGUGGUCCCCAGAUCAGUCUCGAAGGCAUCAGAGUUGGCUCCAGUUAUGGAGGUGGUACCUUGACCCGUGCACAGGUCAAUUGUACAGAAAUUACGUCCAUAGCAAUGGUGACGGGAGGCCGGCUCGAAUGCAAGAGCAGGCACUGCCCUUGCAAACUGCGGCACAGUGA